AUGGUUCGCGUAUCUGUCCUAAACAACAUGGUCAACGCCGAGCGCCGUGGCAAGCGCCAGGUGCUUGUCCGCCCCUCCUCAAAGGUCGUCGUCAAAUUCCUUAGUGUCAUGCAGCGCCAUGGCUACAUUGGCGAGUUCGAAAUCAUCGACGAUCACAGAUCAGGAAAGAUCGUAGUCCAGCUCAACGGACGUCUCAACAAAACAGGCGUCAUUUCUCCCCGAUACAACAUCCAAGCGAACCAGAUCGAAAGCUGGGUCAACUUGCUGCUCCCAGCUCGCUCAUUUGGUUACAUCAUCUUGACUACGUCUUCCGGCAUCAUGGACCACGAAGAAGCUCGCCGCAAAAACGUCGGCGGCAAGCUUCUCGGAUAUGUCUACUAA
Molecule: messenger RNA, 381 nt
Organism: Pleurotus ostreatus (oyster mushroom)
Lineage: Eukaryota; Fungi; Basidiomycota; Agaricomycetes; Agaricales; Pleurotaceae
Gene: RPS22
Product: 40S ribosomal protein S22
Exons: 4
Coding region: 1-381 (126 amino acids)
Biological process (GO): translation
Cellular component (GO): cytosolic small ribosomal subunit; ribosome
Molecular function (GO): structural constituent of ribosome
Source: RefSeq, a predicted model, not a curated record